Molecule: messenger RNA, 948 nt
Organism: Polistes canadensis
Lineage: Eukaryota; Metazoa; Arthropoda; Insecta; Hymenoptera; Vespidae
Gene: GstS4
Product: glutathione S-transferase-like
Exons: 4
Coding region: 234-845 (203 amino acids)
Biological process (GO): glutathione metabolic process
Molecular function (GO): glutathione transferase activity
Source: RefSeq, a predicted model, not a curated record
GAAGUUUGUUUAAUGAGGAGGGGGAAAACAUGAAAUUCUUACGUAAGGUCGUUCAACACUAGUCGUGUCGUCAGUAUCGAUUGGAUCUUCAAUUGGAUAGUAUCGUUCUUGUUCAAUAUUGCUAGUACUAACUGAUAAUAGUAAAGUAUUAUUUAAUUAAUUAUUAAUAAAUAAUAAUAAUAGUAUCUUGGAAUAAUUAUUAAGAUAAAGAUAAAUAUUUUAUUGAUGCAAUAAUGGUGCACUACAAAUUAUCUUAUUUCGAUGUAAUGGGCUUGGGCGAGCCAAUAAGAUUCUUGCUAAGCUAUGGUAGCGCCAAAUUUGAAGAUAUUCGUAUUGGUCGCGACGAAUGGUUGAAAUAUAAACCAGAUACUCCAUUCGGUCAGAUGCCAAUUUUAGAAUUCGACGGUAAAGUUUAUUCGCAAACAAUACCAAUUUGUCAAUACUUAGCGAAGAAAUAUAAUUUAAAUGGUAAAACAGACUUGGACGAUCUACAGAUCAAUGCUAUUGCUUCUGCGCUUCAUGAUCUCAGAAAACAAGUAGCACUUUUCUAUAGAGGCACUGAUCCCGUUGAAAAGGCCAAAAAAAAGGAAGAAGUUUUGUCUACAAUUUUACCAUUUUAUUUGAAAAAAUUAGAAGAACUGGCACGUAAUAAUGGUGGUUAUUUACAUGGCGGUCGGCUGAGUUACGCCGAUUUAUUCUUCGUGGCUAUUUCGGAUUCAAUUAACAAUGCUUGCGAGUUAGAUAUUACCAAGGAUAAUCCUAAUCUAAAAUCUCUCAAAGAGAAGGUACUUGCAAUUCCAAAAAUAAAAGAAUGGGUUAACAAGAGACCUAAAAAUGACUUUUAAAUAUUUUUCAUAAUUUCCAAUUUAUUAUUAUCACGCAAGCUUUAUUAUAUUUUUUACAACAUAUUGUAUAGCUGCGAUAAUAAAAUAAUUACAUUUAUCAAUA